This is a messenger RNA of Gryllus bimaculatus (two-spotted cricket), 749 nucleotides long. The record is from the annotation of a GenBank genome assembly. NCBI's taxonomy places the organism in Eukaryota, Metazoa, Arthropoda, Insecta, Orthoptera, Gryllidae.
UUUCGAAUCGCAACAGAUCCGUUAGGUCACGAUGAACGUCCUGUGGGUUCGCUUUGCGUGUCUGUGAAGAGCCUGGUUUCGUUUCGCUUUUAAAUUAACAUUAUCGGUCGACGUACUACAUGUUCUGUAUUGCUGUAGUAGAUUACAUGCUUUUACCUUUGCGUAUUGACAAAGUAAUAUUUUUAUGCUGCGAUAAUUAACCAUUAGUCGGUGAAAUGGGAGGAAACUGUAAGUGUAAUUGAGGCAUGAAGCAAUGUUGGAAAUUACGUCCUUUCAAGAUUGUACGUGCCCCUCUUGCCGGGAAUUUCUGAUCGAGCGCUUUUGGCGACUUCGCGGAGCGGACCCAUGCAGCAUGCAUUCAGCGUUGGCGUACGAACAUCAGCUUGCUGCGGGGCUACUCUUUCUGUGCUGCUGUUCUGCUCAGCUGCUGUGUCAUUGGGUACGAACAUAUUGCUUGAUCUGUGGCGUUCCUGAUCUGCUCGGCUGUUGUGAAGUUUGGGAAGGCGUCGCAUGCGGUGACCAUGGCCUGGCUGCUCGUCUUCAUCGUCACCAUGACGUCGCUCACAGGUAUGCAUGCCUGGGGGAAGGCAAAUUCUGCUGACGCCAAGAAGCAACGGAAAGGGCGAGCUGAGCCAACCUGCGCGGGUCUUCGGGACUGAAGAGCGUCGAAUCGAAGGAAAGAAAUGUCUACACUAGAUUAUUAUUUCUUGAGAGAUAUCUGCUAUUAUUACUUUGUACGUGAAUUUGCG